AUGAGCUUACAAAGUGAUGACUUCCCGAGAGGUCGAACUGAGAACAAUCCAGACAGUCGCUGUAGCCCGUUUGUAGUCGACUCGUGCAUCAUGGGAAAGGUGUCCAAAGCUACUAGAAAGUUUCAGUCCAAACACUUGAAGCGUACGCUUGACAAUCGUAAGCAGGAAAAGAAUCAAAAGCAGAGAGUGCAAGGUCGUCGCGGCAAUAAAACUGAACAGGAGAAGGCAAAUGCAGCUCUUACUAAAAGUGAGCAGAUGCUGAAGAAGUCAGCGAAAGAAGAGGUUUUCAAAGAUAUGUCGGCUGAGAAGUUUUUUGAUGCGGGAUUUGAAGUACCUAAGGAGAGCAAAAAGAAUAGCCAGGCUAGAUCCAAGGCACAAGCUGAAAAGUCGAAAGAAAAUGACGGAGAAUCCUCAUCUGAGGAGGAAGAUAUGACUGAGAACAUGGCAGAUAUUUCUAAGAAGGAUCCAGAAUUCUAUAAGUAUCUUCUAGAAAAUGAUAAAGAGCUCCUUGAUUUCAACGGUUCUAAUCCUUUAGAUGGAAUCGAAAAUGAAGACUAUGCAGAAGAUGAAGGGGAAGAAGUCAUGAAAAACAGAGAAGAACACGGAGAAGAACAAGGAAGCAAAGGCUCGGCUAAAAUUGAUUUAACUUUGAAACUUGUCAAGAAGUGGAAAUCGCAGGCAAAUGAAAAACCAAAUCUGAAGUUGAUUAGAAAUAUCGUUUCUGCUUUCAAGGUCGCUGUUAAUCUCAACAGAGAUGACAAAAUCGAAGAUUACAAAUACUCAAUCACGGAUGCUAAAGCAUUUCAAGAGUUGUUGUUCUUAGCUCUAAAGGAUCUACCUAAGAUCAUUCAGCAACUAGUACCUUACAAGAAUAACAAAGGCUCAAGAACUCUCCCAACUGGUUCAAAUGCAUCUAAGAUGGCGUCCAUUGUUAAAUCUCACGCGAGCGCAUUGAUUACACUAAUAAAUGAUAUCACUAAUACUGAAACUGCUGCUUUAGUGCUACACUCGGUUGAUCAGCUCUUGCCAUAUUUCUUAUCCUACAGAAGGAUUCUGAAAGAAAUAAUCAAGAGCAUUGUUGAUGUAUGGGCUUCGACAAGGGACAUCGAGACACAAAUCGCUGCCUUUGCAUUUCUACAUAAUGCAGCAAAAGAGUUCAAAAAGUCUUCUUUGGAACUAAUCCUGAAAUCGACCUAUUCAACUUUUAUUAAGAAAUGCCGUUCGACAAAUAUGCGUACCAUGCCUUUGAUAAACUUCCAAAAAAAUUCAGCUGCCGAGCUAUUCUCUAUCGAUGAAACAGCUGGCUAUCAAAUUGGAUUUGAAUACAUAAGACAGCUAGCAAUUCAUUUAAGAAACACAAUGAAUGCAACAACAAAGAAAACGAACAAAUCGAACUCUGCUAAUGCUUAUAAGGUUGUUUACAAUUGGCAAUUCUGUCAUUCAUUAGAUUUCUGGUCCCGUGUAUUAUCUUUUUCAUGCAACCCAGAGAAGGAGAAUGGUCAUGAAUCUCAGUUAAGACAAUUGAUCUACCCAUUAGUGCAAGUCACCAUUGGUGUCAUCCGGUUAAUUCCAACUCCCCAAUUCUUCCCGUUAAGGUUCUAUUUAAUCAGAUCUUUGAUUAGAUUAAGUCAAAACACAGCUGUAUUCAUCCCAAUCUUCCCACUUCUGUCAGAAAUUUUAGUUUCAAAGGCCUUUACAAAAAUUCCAAAUAAGAAAGAAUCGUUGGCAGCGUUUGAUUUUGAUCACAACAUCAAGUGUAAUAAGGCUUAUUUAGGUACAAGAGUGUAUCACGAAGGCUUAUCAGAGCAGUUCGUCGACUUAUUAGGUGAAUAUUUCGUGCUGUACUGUAAAAAUGUUGCAUUCCCAGAACUGGUUGCUCCAGUCAUCAUCUCACUUCGUCGUUACAUGAAAACUUCAAAGAGUAUCAAGCAAAGUAAGCAAUUAUCGAACGUUGUGGAGAAAUUGAAACAAAAUAGUUCUUAUAUUCAGUCAAAGAGAGACGAUGUAGACUUUAGCCCCACCAAUAAAACGGAAGUCGCCCGUUUCUUGCAUGAUGUUCCUUGGGAGAAAACUCCUUUAGGGUCAUAUAUUGUCAUUCAACGUGAAGUGAAAGAAGAAAGUGCAAGAAUUUUGAGAGAGAGUCUCGAAGAAGAAGACAAAGAAAAGGAAUCGGACGAGAAUAAAGCUUUAGACGUUGAUGAAGACGAUACAUCAGACGAAAAUAGCAAUGAAGAAAGCGCUAAUGAAGAUGUAGAAAUGUCCGAUUGA
Zygotorulaspora mrakii is the source of this 2268-nucleotide messenger RNA. It is a transcript of the gene NOC2, whose product is annotated as mRNA-binding ribosome synthesis protein NOC2. The record is from RefSeq and is a predicted model, not a curated record. NCBI's taxonomy places the organism in Eukaryota, Fungi, Ascomycota, Saccharomycetes, Saccharomycetales, Saccharomycetaceae. Bases 1 to 2268 code for a protein of 755 amino acids. Gene Ontology annotation, cellular component: nucleolus; nucleoplasm; Noc2p-Noc3p complex. The transcript has a single exon. Gene Ontology annotation, biological process: ribosomal large subunit biogenesis.